AAUACAAUAGAUUUAGAAUUCACCGGUUUGAAGAUUUUUUGUGGAUAAAAUCAUUACAACAAUGAUUAAGUGGAAAUUAUGUAGGCAGCGAUUUGGAAAUGAGGAAUAUGAUAUAGUUGAAGGUACUAAUCUCACAAUCGGCCGGGGAUUCGACAAUAAAAUAAUACUUCCUAGUAUAGUUGUUUCAAGAAAUCAUUGUGUUAUAAAAGUUCAAGAAAAUGAAGUAACUAUAACGGACUUAAAGAGCUCCAAUGGUAUUUAUGUUGGAUUGAAAAAGAUUCCGCCUAAUGUUCCAAAAUCCCUUUGUAACAAUGAUUUAAUAGGAAUUGGAUGGACUUUUGGUGCACAAACAACAAACGUUAAGGAUAAUGAUAAAUAUGUGUUCAAACUAGUUGAACAAUCUCAAAACAUUCCAAUAAAAAAUAGAAUACAGUUUCAAAGUGAAGAAGAAUCAAAUGAUUCUAAAAUAUCAUUAAAGCGAAAAUUGAGUCUUGUUUCUAAAGAAGAAAGUAUUGAUAAUGAAAUAACUGAAACAUCUUUAGAUAAGGUGGAUGAGUCUAAAAAUGUUCUACCAGAAAUUAAUAGUGCCUCUCACCUAAAUGGCAAUAGUCCUGUAACAAAAUGGCGAAAAUGUGAUAAUAGAAAGGAGAACGUAAGUGAUGAUGGAAAUGUUGAAAAUAAUAAUUUAGAAUAUGAAGCCUUUUCUAUAAAACAGGAAUAUUUAGCAAAUGAUGAACCUAUACAAGUCGACAGUGAUAGUGAUAGUGAGGCAGAAAAUUGGAUGUUAAGACUUUCUCAAAGUUCUCCAGGUAAACCAUUUAUAAAAAUAGCAAGAAAAGAAAAGGAAACUUGUCCCGAAGAAACAUCGUAUAGCCAGUGGGAUGAUGAUGAUGUAAUUAUCACUGAAGAAGAAGUCUAUUCAGAUGAUUUAAUAACAAUACCUUGGGACAACACAGAGUCUUCCAACUGUAAUAAACAAAUUGGAGAUUUAGAAAGCUGCAAUAAACAACAAUUAAAUGAAAAUAACAUAGCAUCCACUGAAGAAUGCCAGGAUAAGGUUGAUACAAAUAUAGACUUAAAUUUACAUCGAAAUGAUUCUAGUCCAAAAAGAGUACAAGUUAUAGAACCAUUAAGUCAUCCAAGUAGAAAGAAAUCUCACAGUGCUGGAAGUAAAUCAAAAAGUAAAUAUAAGAAAGAAAGCAAAUCGAAGUGUAAUAAGUCAAUUUCAAAACAUAAAAUAAGUCAUACUCAAAAGGAAGAAAGAAAAAAAAAGUUAAAAGAACUUGCCAGUAAAGAUAAAGAGUCAGUUGAUUUUUUGACAAACUCUACAAAUACUCUUACUAAACCUGUUGUUAGUGUUAAAAACACAAAUUCCAAUCGUGGGGCAUUUUUAACGAACGCUGUAGAAGCAAGUAUUAAGUUAAAAAAGAGAAAAGAAAGUCCAAAACGAACAAAAAAUACAAAAAGCGUAAACACUGAAGAAAAUAUUUUGAGUAUUGAAGUGAAUAAAAAUGAGAAUAAGAUAUCUGUAGAAGAAGACAAACCAUCAAAAAUAAAAGAGUCUCGAAAGAGCAAAGGCAGAAGAAAAUCUUCAAGUAAACCACAAGAAAAAGAAAAGCCCAAAGAAUCUGUGACGAAAAAAGUUGUAAAGCUCACCGAUACCGACUUUUUAUUUUCUGGAAAGCCUAUUUCCAAAGUAGAACCUUUGCCACCUAAAAAGAAAGUACGGUUCUCUACUACGCCACCAGAUGUGCACGAAUUUCAAAUAGAACCUGGUAAUCAAUUGAAAAAAACAAGUACAAUUAAGACUACUCUUGUUGAUAUUCGGCAAAGCCCUGUGUUUUCUUUGGAAAAGAUUACUCUAAUGAAAGUUUUAAGGUGGAAUCCACACUGGUUGACUGAGCAAACAUCAAACCCUGAGCCUCCGCCUAUAUUAGGCCACCAAAAUACCCCAAUGGCUAUAUUGACUUCUUUUAAUAGCCAUAAACAAUAUGUGCAAUUAGUUGGUGAUUUAUUACUCAUGGAAAUAUGGGAAUGCUUAACUCAGUCAUUUAUAAGGUCAGCCAAUGAAAAACGUCUUGAAAUGAGGAUUGAGCAUUUGCCGCCUUUGCCACAGACUGAACGAUGUUAUGAACUGUUUAAUCUCAGUGUAAAUAUAUCAAUGCCAACAUCAGAGGCAAAGAGUGCAGUUAGAACCGGAGAAGUUUUAAUGGUAGAAUUCGGUCCUGAAGAAACUAAAACUUGUAGAUUCUUUUUUGUACAUAGUGUGAGAAUACUUCCAGCACCACCUUACAAUAAAAACACUUUUUUUAGUAUAGGGCUUCAUACAACAUUUACAGGAAAAAUGAGAAUGUUAAGAAAUGGUCAACUUUUGAUCGCUACAAGAUUAGCCUACAUACAAAAUGAACUGCAUUUAUUUGAAUCAAUGGAAUAUUUAUGUGGAUCUCCACUCUGCGAAGCCAUUUUGAAACCUGAACCGAAGCAUUUUCAGAUCAAUGAAAAUAAUACAUUGCUUAAAAUGAAUACACAAUGGACAUCAACAUUAAAUGAAAGUCAGAAGAGAGCAGUAAAAUUAUCGGUGUCAGCUGCACUUAAUGACCGACCCUUCAUACAAAUGGUGCAAGGUCCCCCGGGAACAGGGAAGUCCAGUGUAAUAUGUGCUAUUGUGAUGGCAUAUCUCUACGACACUGCGACAAGAGUCAGAGAAAGAGGGAAGCUAUUGAUAUGUGCAACGAGUAACGCUGCCGUCGAUGAUCUGGUCAUCAGGUUACUUAACAUCCGACAAAGUAUGCCAAAAGCGGAGCGGUUCCGCAUGGUGCGAGUGGGGCGUGUCGAGGCCAUGCACGGACGUGCACGAGAAGUCAGCUCGCAACAGCUGGCACACAGGGACGCGUCGCGGAGUGUGCCCGACGUCAACAACCAAGCAGUGCAAGAUGAGAUAUUGCAUCAGCAAGCAAAGAUAAAUAUGUGGAAGACUACGCUGUUUGAAACUAAGGACCCAGUAAGAAUGGCGUACUGUCAGGAGAAGAUUACGUUGGCAGAAAACAGGAUCAGACUGCUGCGCGGCGGGAUCGGCGGCGGUGGAGGUGACGAGUUGCGGCCCGACCGGCUCGCGGCGGCGGAGAAACGAAUCAUCGAGCGAGCGGACAUAGUCGUCACCACACUGUCAAGUUGUCACAACAAUAAAAUGAAAGGUCUUAAAGGUCGGAUCGCGAUGUGCAUCAUAGAUGAAGCGGGACAGGCGAUAGAACCGGAUACACUCGUCCCUCUCACACUUGACGUCACCAAGCUAACUCUCAUCGGAGACCCGCAACAGUUACCAGGCUUCAUUUGUUCACAGCGUGCAAAGAAACACGGUCUGGGUGAGAGUUUGUUCGCGCGACUGACGGCCUCCACCCAGUACUGGGCCAAGUGUCCCGUGAUUCUGCUGAAUGAGCAGUACCGAAUGCACGCGCAGAUAGCCGACUACCCCAAUCGAGCGUUCUACGGCGGCCAGAUCAUGACCCCGCCACGGAAACCCGUGGACUUGCCGAUUCCGCCCUACAUCAUCAUGGGCAUUUCCAGCGGAGACAAGGGACAAGGGGCGUCCGGUGCCAACGAAGUGGAGGCGUGUGGCGUUUGCCGAUUGGCUGCGGCACUGAGCUCAUUGACGACACCCCGGGGCCUGUCGCUGGCCAUCAUCACGCCGUACGCCGCCCACCGCGACCUCAUCAGGAAGUACCUCCGGACCAUGGUGGAUGCAUCGAGUACCAUCGAAGUUAACACGGUGGACAGCUUCCAAGGCCAGGAGCGCGACGUGGUAGUGGUCUCUCUGGCCCGCAGCCAUGGGCUAGGUUUCCUGUCGGACGCGGGCCGUAUGAACGUGAUGCUCACUCGAGCACGGCUGGCACUCCUCGUCUGUCUCAACCCACUCGCCGUCAUGAAAAACGAUCUAUGGCGGACACUAGUGGAGGACGCACAGAUGAGGGGCGUGUACCGCACGCUGCCGCAGACUGCGUGCCGGGCGCCGAGUGCGGCCCGAGAUGACCAACAGAUACUUGAAUACUUUAACGUUUAAUACCUCGUUGGGUAUAUUUUUGAUUUCAAUCAUCAAUCAACAUAAUUCCAGAAAAACGUUCCAAACCACAAUCAUAUCGAAAUUGAGUUAAACCCAAAACUGGUCACGUGAUUCAUAUUAACGGACUGACAAAAAAUGGCAGCCCUACUGUCACCUUUUAAAUGACAUCAUGUCUUAGGAGCCCAACCCACAUGUAUGGAAUACACUAGUAUUUACUUAACUUUAAAAAAGAAUUCCUUAAAAUGCGAUGUAUGUGGCUUGGAAUGUUUUUCAGGAACGACGUCCAAUUAUAAUCGUCAUGAUGUAGCUUUCAUGAAAAUGAUUUAAUUAAAUGUGUAUAUAAAAUUCGUUUAAGAAUAAUAACUUUUGAACACUAACGGCCUUACAAAUAGACUUGGCUUAAUGUUAUAUCAUAAUAUAAUAAGUCAAAAAUAAGCUGUCAAUACAAUGCUAAUCUGAAGUUUUUCGAAUGUCAGAUUUGCAAAUAAACGCGGGAAACGCGAAUAAGCAAAAUGUCUAUUUGUAAACAUCAUAUUCUGGGGUUAGUCUCAGGUAUAACUAUAUACCUAGUUUAUUUGUAAGGCUGCAAGUUUUCUGUAGAAUUAGGGUAUCUAUCGAAUGAUAGAUUAUUCUAUGCUUUCCACAUACAAAGAACGACAGCGGAAGAGAGCUAGAAAGAGAAAGAGUAGUGAGAAGCGAAUGAAAGAGAAGAGAGAUCUUUUGCUGGCAUUUAUUUGUCGGUGUUUUUUUAACAUGAUUUUUAUAAUGAGUUUUAGGUCCACUUUCCAGACGGUGCAAAGUAAUUUAAACUUAAUAUUGUUUUUGUCGAUACUUUACAUAUUGUUAGUAUACUUGGUGGAUUACGAAACUAAACGGCGUUACAUAACGCCAAAUGUGGCGGCCAUUUUGUUUCAAGCUUGAGGUGUCUCCAUUUAUGUAUGUAAAUACUCUAAAUUUUUAGGAAUGGUAUUAUUAUCUGAAUAUAUUAAAUCAAAUAACAUUGUGUAUUGAUUUUCCGAACAAUUGCCAUUUGUCAUAAAUUCUCUUUCAUUCCGAAUCCUGCGUGUAAUUAUGAUUUUUACAAUAUGGUAGGAUUUGAACCAUUCUAUACUAUAUAGGGGGGUGUAAAUUUAAACUCGCUUUUUUAACCAACACACGCACUAUAUUUGUUUUGAUCAGAAGGAUUUGUUAAUAUUACAUUUACAUUUAAACAACUCAUCCAUGUCUUGAUCGCGGGCAUUGAGACCUCAACGUUGUCUAUUCGUAAGGCCUGCGCAGAGAUCGAUGAACGCCAAAGAUAGUCGCGUUCCGACAACACAGAUGCUCUGAUUAAUAAUUUGGAUUCUUUACUACAGCAUUGCCAACAGGUGCGUGAAUUGGUUUUCUAUCAAUUUAGGCACUGUGGACGUAACUAGUCCUAGUUGAGCUUUGGAAUAAGCAAAGAUUGAAUAUUUAGUAUCUAACGUAAGAAAAAACAUUUUUGAGAAUUUUCAAUAGUAGUUUGGUAGUAAAAUGACGCAACCAAAUUUAACUAAAUUAACUUUAACACUAGUUCUUUAUUUAUUUAUGUUCAUAACGAAGUAGGCACUGCCUAAUUGCCUAUAUCAUAUACACGCCCCUGAUUGCCAAACAAUGGAAUAUUGAAGGAGUUUUUUCACAUCUUAUUUAGACCUUUGCAUCUGAAACCCAACUGAGUUGGGAUGAAUUUACUUGACGUCUUUACAGGACUUCGAAAGGUGUAACCCACGGCUAUGGGAAGAAAGAAUACCUCCAUCUUUUUUCUUACGAGUGCAUAUAUUCGCGCCAUAUAAUGUUUCGGCUAAUUUAAUUGAACUUAGAUCAAAUAUGCAGUAGAUAAAUACAGACUCGCGCGCACGGAAACCUGACAAUAAUAUAAGUGUACGAAUUGAAGACAGCUUCUAAAUAAAACGUGGGUUAUAAUUUGAAUUAAGUGUAACAUUUCACUGUGUACUUGUUGUUAUUAGGAUUCGAAUUAGUAUUUCUUCGAUUUUUGUAUUAUUAAGUUUAUUAAAUAACCUUCUUUAUUUAGGUUUUGUAAGGAUUAAACGUAAAGGACUUUGUCUGCGAGGAGGUAGAACAUUAAUAAAAACGUAUAUUAAGUGGUUUGUUACUUGGAACUCUUCCUUCUCAUUAGGUUAUAUGGAGUCGAAUCACAUUCACAGUGAUUUGUAAUUACGACAGAUGCUAAAGCACCACUUUGGCCCAUUCGUUGAUGUAGCUUAAAUAUUAUUAUUUGAACAACCAUGAUGUUCAACUGUGAAAAAAAAUGUUUUUGUUACAGUUUCUAGAUAAAAUAGAGACUGGUAGACUAUAGCGAUAAAUUCUAUGUCUAUGGUCCUGCACUAAAUAAACUCAAAAGCAUUUAUUGCCAAGGUGGGAGGGCGGGGCCACAUGUCAAUGGAGCAGAAUAGCCUGAAGGGCAAUUUCUGUUGUUAUCGAUUGCAUGAGCAUUGUUCAGUAUUUACAAUAGGUAUUCUUAAUUUUGUCAAGAAUAUGACGUAAACUCAUUCUUAACGUUGUCUUAAGAUACCAAAUAUGUAUUUCAGUUGAGACUCCACCUUAUUACUGCCCACUAAAUAAUUCCGCCGUAGAUUGUAAUUUAAAUUCAUCACACAUAUAUACCAAUGAGAUAAUCAUGCACAAAUACAGUGUUUGGGUAGUUAUUUUUCCAAUAGUAUUUUAUCAUACUGUGAUUUUUCGUAACAUAAAUAUAAAGAGGUAGGAUCUAUAUUUAUAUUUAAGACAGAAUGGAGAUAAUAUGACGAUGUGCUAAUCCGUAUUAUAUACAAUUUAUUUAAUAAUGAAAUAUACAGGAUGGCCGAGAAGUUGACGUCCAAAGCUAAAAUUGGAAAAGUGAUGAGUAUCCGAAUCACCCCUGUGUUAUGUUCUACGAUUUUGCGUAGUUUAGGAGAUCAUAUUCUUUUUCCCUUUUAUCCGCUUUUUUCACCUAAUUGUGGUUUAGGACUGUUUUCUAAUUUUUUUGAACACUUUUAGUUAAUUUUAUUGUUGAUAAUUAUUAACUACAGUUGCAAUAACCACAUAAGAAACUAUGAAUAGUUUAGACAAUGCGGAAUUAGUUUAAAAUUGAGUCGUAAGUUCAAGAUAACUGCUCCAGCUAAAUUCAUGAAAAUGUUCAAGGUCUCAAAAAUAAAAUAAAAUGGAGCCUAUGGCUUCUAACUAUUUUUAAAAACUUCCCAGAACAUUGGCCAAUAAAAUGUGCCAAAUUCAAAUUUUAGCUUUGGACGUCAACUUCUCGGCCACCUGUAUACAAUUAAUUUAAUAAUGAAAUAUAUGUUUUAUUUUCGCAUAGUGGCAUACUAUUGUGACCGAAAAUUAUUUCUGCCCGCGACCUUCUACUGUAUACACUUGUACUUAAGGUAUCCAAUUUGUAAGAUAUAUGUAUUGGUAAUAAUAAUUUUUAAUGUAAAUGGACAAAAUUACCUAUUGUACACUAGCAUUUCUUGGGACCGGUUUUAAAUAGUAAAUCGAUACCCUCUUUUCGUACGAAUCACCGCACGAAAAAUAUUUGGCAUCUGCUAAAUAUUAGGAAAACAUCACGGAGUUGAACUGUUGGUUUGUAACAAUGAGUACUUAAUCAUUAUUUUUAAUUAUUAAGUUCUCAUUAUAAAUUAUUUAAAAUAAAUAAUUAUUAAGCUUCUCUCCGCAUUUAAUCAUUUCGGUAAAGUAUUUUUUACUUUAUGUGUGAUUCAAUAUGAAGAUGUUUUUUUUGUUUGUGCAAUGCAUUUUGUAAAAUAUAAUCUUGAAAACUUA
Leptidea sinapis is the source of this 7849-nucleotide messenger RNA. RefSeq lists its product as uncharacterized. The record is from RefSeq and is a predicted model, not a curated record. NCBI's taxonomy places the organism in Eukaryota, Metazoa, Arthropoda, Insecta, Lepidoptera, Pieridae. Gene Ontology annotation, biological process: termination of RNA polymerase II transcription. Gene Ontology annotation, cellular component: nuclear body. The transcript is spliced from 16 exons. Gene Ontology annotation, molecular function: helicase activity; transcription termination site sequence-specific DNA binding; protein binding. The coding region runs from base 62 to 4057 and encodes 1331 amino acids.